AUGUCGAUUAAUAAUAAUUUUAGUUUAUUAGAGACUAUUUUAUUCAAUCCAAAUGAAGGAUUUUAUUUAUUAGAUAAACAUUUCGAUAGAUUAUUCAAUGCUAUUCAAGAUUUUAAAAAGCUAAAUACUCUUUUAUUUCCUAAAGAACUUACAAAAGCGUACAUUUAUAAAUUACUUGUUAAUCAAGUUGCUAAUAAUGAUGAUUACCAACGUGUUCGGUUACUUGUUAACGCUAUUGAUUCAAAAGUAAAAAUAGAGAGUAUACAAUUAGCUAUACCUAGAUUUUCCUAUUGUUCAUUGGAAGAAGCCUCUCAGUCAGAGCCUUGUUUCAAUGUUGUUUUAGAUACUCAACCAUCAAAGACAAUCAAGAUGAGUCCGUUUAUUUUGCAUAAAACAACUCAACGUGAUAUGUAUGAUUUGGCUAGAGAAAGAACAGGUUGUGACUAUCAUGCUACAGAAGAUAAGCCAUUUGACGUUAUUUUAUGGAAUGAACAUCAGGAGAUUACAGAAACAAGUAUUGCAAAUAUUGCUAUUCGUUUUAUGACGACAAAAGACACUGAUCAUCCAUUUGUAUGGAAAACACCCAAGAUAGAAUGUGGUCUUUUACCUGGAGUCUUUCGUUCCUUUUUACUUGAUCACGAAGAGAAAUUAAUAGAAGAUGUUAUUACAAUAGAUGAAUUAAUUCAAGCAGCAAAGGUGAUAGUCACAUAA
Molecule: messenger RNA, 711 nt
Organism: Cokeromyces recurvatus
Lineage: Eukaryota; Fungi; Mucoromycota; Mucoromycetes; Mucorales; Mucoraceae
Product: aminotransferase
Exons: 3
Coding region: 1-711 (236 amino acids)
Molecular function (GO): catalytic activity
Source: RefSeq, a predicted model, not a curated record